CGCCGCCGCCGUAGUUGUCCGUCGCUGCUGCCGCUGCCGCUGCCGCUGACGUAUCCUCCUCGGUCACCGGCUUCCACCGCUGCCCCUCUGCCCUGCUCCGGAUCCCCCGUGCUCCCGUCCCGGUCCCGUCCGGUGCCGCCCCCUGCCCCCCAGCCCGGGAGGAGUAGCAGCCGGAGGCCGGGGCAGGCGGGGUGCAGCGGCAGGUCCCGCGGUGCCGGUGACAGCCCGCCUCGCUGGGCUCCUCACCUCCGCGCCCCCUUAGUAUCCCGGUCCCGGCCCCCGCCCUCUUCCUCCCGGCGCCCUUCGGCCAGGAUGAACCGGAGCAGCAACGGCCCCCCCGCCCCCGCCGCCGCCGACUACCUGCUCUGCACCAACUGCCGGAAAGUGCUGAGGAAGCAGGAAAAAAGAAUCAGAGUAUCUCAGCCUUCGACAAGAGGACCAAGUGCCUUUAUACCAGAGAAGGAGGUUGUCCAAGCAAAUACAGUAGAUGAACGUACUAACCUCCUUGUGGAAGAAUACUCUACAUCUGGGCGCCUGGACAACAUUACUCAGGUCAUGAGUUUACAUGCUCAGUACCUAGAGUCUUUUUUGCGCAGCCAGUUUUAUAUGCUGCGAAUGGAUGGUCCCCUUCCUUUACCAUAUCGACAUUACAUUGCUAUUAUGGCUGCAGCUAGACACCAGUGUUCUUACCUAAUCAACAUGCAUGUGGAUGAGUUUUUGAAGACUGGAGGUAUUGCAGAAUGGUUGAAUGGUUUGGAAUAUGUCCCACAAAGACUGAAAAAUCUCAAUGAAAUAAAUAAACUGCUAGCACAUCGACCCUGGCUGAUCACAAAAGAUCACAUUCAGAAACUCGUCAAAACUGGAGAGAAUAAUUGGUCUCUGCCUGAACUAGUACAUGCUGUGGUCCUGUUGGCACAUUAUCAUGCCUUGGCUAGCUUUGUUUUUGGUAGUGGCAUUAAUCCAGAGAGAGAUCCAGAUACUUCCAAUGGAUUCAGACUAAUAUCAGUCAACAACUUCUGUGUCUGUGAUCUUGCCAAUGACAACAACAUAGAAAAUGCAUCACUUAGCAGCAACUUUGGGAUUGUGGAUUCUCUAAGUGAGCUAGAGGCCCUAAUGGAAAGGAUGAAGAGGCUUCAGGAGGAAAGGGAAGAUGAGGAAGCUUCCCAAGAAGAAAUGACUACUCGUUUUGAGAAAGAGAAGAAAGAAAGUCUUUUUGUUGUUUCUAGAGCCUUUGAUGAUGAUAUAGUUUCAACAUCUGAUGUCUCCAGAUAUAUUGAAGAUCCUGGUUUUGGGUACAAAGACUUUGCUAGACGAGGAGAAGAGCAUUUACCAACAUUCCGAGCUCAGGAUUAUACCUGGGAAAAUCAUGGAUUUUCCCUGGUUAAUAGGCUUUACUCUGAUAUUGGUCAUCUUCUUGAUGAAAAGUUCAGGAUGGUCUACAAUCUCACUUACAACACUAUGGCCACCCACGAGGAUGUGGAUACAACCAUGCUGCGAAGAGCUUUAUUUAACUAUGUUCAUUGUAUGUUUGGAAUCAGGUAUGAUGAUUAUGAUUAUGGAGAAGUUAAUCAGUUACUUGAACGAAGCCUGAAGGUUUACAUUAAGACAGUGACCUGCUAUCCUGAGAGAACUACCAAGCGCAUGUAUGAUAGUUAUUGGCGUCAGUUCAAACACUCAGAAAAGGUUCAUGUAAAUCUGCUCUUAAUGGAAGCCCGCAUGCAAGCUGAACUUCUGUAUGCUCUUCGCGCUAUAACUCGUCACUUGACCUGAAGCAUCAUUGCAGAGAAAGCGCCACGUCACAGAUGUGUGAAAGACCUUUUCACAGAAGAUACGCAUCAGAAGCUGCUUGUGAUGUAGCAUCAAAAAAUGAUUCAAUUCUCUAAUGUCCAAGUUUAGCCGUGUUUUUUGUUUUGCGGCUGUCAUGUGCAAUGAUGUGUUUUAUUUUUCUUGAUGCUUAACAUUACUAAUGAUAGCAAACAUAACACUGAGGAGCACUACUUUACAUCGUUUCUAGUUGAAUUUUUUUUAAUAAUGGUUACAAAUCAUGAAUCUGCUUUCUUAAAGUGUAACUUCAGUGCUUUGAGGUAUGUGUGUGUGUGUGUUGUGUUUUUGUUUUCUUCAAGUAUAGGAGAAGCGCUUCUGUUGUAUUGAAGCCAUUAUUGUUCAGGUUAUUGGAAUGAAUCCAGCUAGGAAUGUCCCCAUCUGGCCAUUCUCAGAUCCUAAUGCUGUGUCCUAAGGCUGGCAAAGGAAAAGCAUGCGCUGGGGAGUCGAGCUGUUCCCCCCUUGUCUCCAGGAGAUUAUUUGUCAGGCACUGGUUUUUCUCUAGCUAUUGGUGAUAUCGUGAAAUGUGAUGCAACCAUUGUCCACAGUUUAAUGUGAAAUUAAUUAUGAUGAAUUCUCUAGCAUGCUACUGAAAUGCCAAAUUCAGCCAUUUUCCUUUCUUUUGUGCAGCAGAAGUUUUAGUUCUCCAUUUCAGAUGUACAUAUUAAAGUGGAAUUAUGCACAAUCCUUUCUAUCACUGACAGUGACCCUCAGUCUUCUGAAGGCAUGAGUGCUUGCUUAGAGUGCUGCAUACAUUGCACUUAGUGGGCACCUGUAAACUUUCAUACACACAAGACUGACCAAAAAUUUUUUCUUUGCACAUUUUUCCUUUCUCAUAUUGCUUUUCUGUAUUGUGAAAAGCAAAGGAAGGCUAAUGUAUUUUUCCUGUUAGGUCUUUAGGAAUUAUUUCCCAUAAUUUUCAUUCAUUUAAUAAGUUGAACAGUUUAUUCAAAGGUAAAAAAUUGUGUUUCUAUGCAUUAAUGUGAGUGAACAAAAAAAAAAAGUGCAAUAUUUUUUUUUAAUUAAAAAAAAAAACCCACCAACUUUCCCCCUAUUAUGUCACUGCAAAAGUGUCCUUCUAAGUAUAGCCAUAAAGAAAUUUUGAGUAAAAUUUCUUUAUUGCACAAGGCUUAACUUUUCUGUUUUACCUUACUGGAGUCGAACAAUCUGCUCUUUAAAUGCCAAAGCAUCCCCUUCCCCAGAAAAAGCUCUUUAGACAACGGAGAAUAUCCAAGUGGGGGGAAGUUAGCUGCCAAAAAAGUCAUCUUUUAGCAUUUGGUUUUUUUGCUUGACUAGACUAUCUUCAGAGAGCACAAAAUUUUUGUGUUUAUAGCUUUACUUUGUGUUGUGUUGAUGAACCAGUGAAGUGCCUAAAGAGAUGCUUACACCUAUCCAGUAGGACACAACCACACUGCUUAAGUGUUUUUAGGUUAAAAGUGACUUGAUAUUUUUUUUACACAUACAAACUUUGUAAAAAAAAUUUCAGUUUUUCAUGGAAAAUACAUGAAAACCCAGAUUAUCCAUGGAGAUUUCACUUGAGAUUUUCAUUUUGAUCAUCUUUAAGUAAGACUUUUUUUUUUCUUGCAAUUAUCAUGAAUCUGUAGUUACUAAAAUUAGUUCUCCCCUUCCAUUUCAUCAUCUCUUUGCUGUGACAAGCCAUUAGAUUGUUUUGUUUCAUUUUAGUUCCAGAUAAGAAAAUGAAAAAAUGAUUGUAAAUGUAAAGUAAGAUCUGCAUUUGGGGAUUGCAGACUUUUGCUUGAAAUCCUCCUUGUGAGAAAAAAAUCAUAAAUUUUUAUGAAGACAGGGUGUGGUUUAUUUAAAGAGAUUAUUCAAAGAACUGCAUACUAGAAUCUCGUCUGUUUUUUUAUUACAUAGGCUAUAUUUUAACUUUAUUCAUUAUCACAUAUAUAAAUACACACACACACACACACACACAUAUACACAAUUAACAACUAAGUUAUUCAGGAGAAUGGCAAGAGGCAGAUGACGACCACAAAAAUGUUAGUUUGACUUAGCAAUGUAGAUGCUUCAAGUUGAGGAUACCUAGUACUCUUGAUAUUUUUUAACUGAAGUUCCUUCAGUUAGUAGUCCCACUUUUGUUGCAGAUAAACUGUACUGUAGUAUAAAAAAAUUUUACUUCAAAGAUGUGAAAGAAGUUCUCACAGAUCAUCAGAAGAUCUUUUAGAAAACAAGGUGUGAAACAAGGUUUAGGUAACUAAUAUAACCACCUAAUAAUAGUUUUCUUUCCUAAAACUGAAGUAUCUGGAGUUGGGAAUAUGGAAAUAUUAGUGCCUUUACUCGAUCUCUUAUCUGGCAAAGUUUCCUUUGAGCUCAGCAUUCAUCUUGUCAGUAAUGGGGAAAGUCAACAUGGAAUUGUUAAUAGAAAAUAAAACUAUUUCUUUGUGAACCUCAAAGUGAAUCAGCCUAGAGAAAUUGAUUUCUGAAGGUGCCAAAGCACCCUCUACAAUGCAACAUGCACAGCAUUCCAAGUGGUGAAUGCCAUAUUACAUAUUACAAGUUUGCUGUUACCUUUCUGCAUAUAUUGCAAACUUGAAAUUCUGAUGCGGUUUUCCAGGGUGGUAUUUUUCAGAGUAUUGAAUUUACUAUGUAAUGAUUUAUAGUAUAGCUUUUAUACUCAAAUGUAAUAUUUUUAAAAUACACAUUUGUUCAGAAUAGGUGUAAAGUUAUGAUUAUACCAUAUGCUUACCUACACCUUGGGCUCACAUUGUGCCAAACUUAAAUGUGCAAAUGUAAGUUUAAAAAAAAAAUACUUGUGUGAAUGUGAAUCCUUAAAUUUUGUUGUUUAUGUUCUGAAAGUUCAUUUUAACAAUCCCUUGAAGCAUAUGCUCACCUAUCCCAGUUUGUCCCUAUCAAAGACCCUCAGCUGAUAGGCAGAUAGAGUGCUUAGAGAAAGGAACUAGGCAGAUAAAAGAGAAUCUUCAAAUCAGAUAGACCUUGAAUUAACUCAUAAAAUAAUUAGGAGGAAGGGAUGAUGCCUUUGAAAGAGAACUACUUGUUAACUGCACUUCUUUGAAUUGAGUUCAUAGCCAGCACCCCCAAAAGGAUUACAAUAUCUUGUGAUAUUUUAUGAGGCUUAAAGACAAUUAAAAUGGAAUCUUGGGGGGAGGGAAUCAUUUGCCUUUCAUUGUAUCUUUAGAAUGCCAGAGCAUAAUUGAACAAUAUAAGGUUGUUGCUUAGGCUUAGUUAAUAUCCCCUUGCUUCAUUUUUAAAAAUUGUUUCCUGAGAGAGUUAACAUUUGAAAUGUUAUUAAAAACCAAUUAGCAUUGUCCCACAGCUACUUUUUUCUUUAACACCAUAGGCAAUUUUUCUCUGACAAAAUCUUGUCUUUAUCUGCCUCUCAGUAAAAUAAAACUAUUAAUGAACGCAAUUGAAAAACAAUAUAGUAGGUCACCAUUUUGAGGCAGUCUGUGUGCAUAUAAAUUAGUAACUUUUUAUUAAAGCUGUAAGGACACAUCAGUAGGAAAAAGAUUAAAUUUCAGUGCAUGUUAAAGAAGUGAUUUUUGCAGUGUGGUGAUAAAAUGAGCAUAUUUUGCUUAAAAAAAAAAAAAACGGCAAAUCAUUAUUUCUCUGGAAAAGCGAGACCUUAAACUCCUCUCUAUCAAAUAGGACUUUUUAAUUUCUUAUGCAAAUGAUAUGUUCUUGUAGGAGUAAAAAGUAUGCAACAGGAAAAUAAUGUAAGUGAUAUAAAUAGAGUACUGUUAUAGAUAGAAUUUAAGCCACAAAAAACUACUCAAAAAAAGAGACACAUGGUUCCUCUAUUCAGAUUAAGUUUUAAAUUGUGUAAUUUGUAUGGUCAGAAUCUUCUCUAUUCUCUUUCCCCUAUGGAAUCUGGGAUUCAAAUUUAGCAGUCUCUCCCCCAAACAGUACUGUAAUGUGAAUGUAUUCAUCUCAGUCAACAAAAUGUGAGUGACUGUUAAAUGUGGAGCUCAUUUCAGUAUUCAUUUGGCUUACUUAACAGAGUGUGUUCAGUUGAAAUUAAGACAGAGAAUGAAACAGGUUAUGGACAUGGAAGCAACUAUAGUAGAACCAUAUGAGAAAAGAAUUCUAUCCAGAAUUGCCUGGACUUGGAAAUAUUUCAGGGAACAUUUGGAAUAUAAUUUUUAGUGUAUGUCUAUUCUCAAUAGAAUGAAUGCAUGCAAGACAGAAAUAAAAUUUUCAGUGUGGGAACUCCUACAUACAUAUAAUUUUAAAGGUUCUUGCUUGCUUUAUCAUUUUCCAAGUGCCUCAGUCUUUCACCUGCUUCCCCAGCCUAUCUAGUCCCCAAACCAUCACCAGCCAUCUGCUUAGAGCCACCAUCCUCCCAGAAAAAAAGACUUCAUUCUGUUAAACUUCUUAAAUCCCUUCACCACCCAAAUAUCUUUUGUCUUCAGAUUUGUCCUUCCAACCAGAUUUUGUCCCAGAUAUACCAUAUAUUGUCUUAGAAAGUACCAGAUUUAACUUUCUAGAUACUUUAGUAAUAUAUCCUGACCCUACAGAUCCCAACCUGCAAUAUUUCUCUUCUCCUCUACCUCAUUUCUGAAGAGAAUAUUAACUAUGAGAAUCCAUAAUUUUUGUGGAUUUACUUUUUAAAGAGGUAACCAGAUAUUCAGGAGUACAAAAUUUCAGGUUGUAUAUUUUUAAAAAGAUUUUUAUCUUCUACUGAAGUAGGAAUCUUAUUCGUAUAUAACAUAGAACUUGAAAUAUUUCAACAGUUCAGAAUUUUGAAGGGAUUUGAAGUACCAUCCUAUCUGAGGUCAAUAAUAGGGCAAAAACAUUGAUAUUUAUACAAGUCAUUAGAAUAGGAAGUUAAAUUUUUCCCCCUUCAUCCAGUUUACUAUGUUAUCUUUUGGAGAUUUGAGAUCCCCAUCUUAAAAAAGCAUAUUGUUCCAAAAAUUCAUUUUAAAACUUGGUUGUGUGGAAUGGGAAAACAUUUCUUCUCAUAGAAUUAUGGUGCUUAAGAUCUCAGGCUAUUUCACAAAAGACUGCUUAAUCCAUAAUUUAAAAUAUACACAUGAAACCAGCUCUAUAUUGUGUUAAAUAGACUUGUUUAAACCAUCAUGGGAAUUCAUAUUCUCCCACCCCACCCCCUCUUCCAAAUAUAUAUACAUAUAUAUAUACAUGCAUACCAUUUUUCUAUGUGAACAUGUGUUCUAUAGCAAGAAUGUAGUGUUCAGUGAAAUAUUUCUUCUCCAGCUUGGGCUUCAGAUGUCUUCAGGCAGUGUCAUCAACAAAGAUUCUUGCACCCAGGGCUUCUGUAAAGAAUCCAACAGUAAAAACUAGUCAUUUGUGUAUAAAGAUAUUCCUAAAUGAGGUAGACUGGGGAGUAUAUAGACAUUCAAGAAGCAAGUUUACCAAAUGCCAGACAUUAUGCUAGGCCCGAGGGGAUACAGAGAGAAACAAAACAAUGCCCACCCUCAAGGAACUUAAAUUCUAACUUAUAUGACUAUGUCUCACUUGCAAAUGAACAACCAACUUUUUAUAGUAUAGUUAAAACACAAUUCUGUGAUAAUCGUUAGAUGUUAUUCAUUCUCAGUAAGGAAGAACUCACUUUGACAAAAGUCAAAUAAGUCAAUUGGCAAACAUGCAUUAAGCAUCUAGUGCCCAAAACUGCACUAAGUUCAAGAGGCCAGGAAUGAAUUGCUGGCCUUUUUAUUUAGGGAGAGAGAUUUAACAGUGACUAAGGAGCUUAUAUUUAUUAAAGUAGGUCAUAAGGUAUUUUAAACCUAUUACGGAUGUCCCACCAUGAAAUACAGAUUGAAGAAAACAAAAGAGCCCAUAUUAUUGGGAUUUUGGUUCCUUUUUAGUGCCUGUGGAAAUUCUGAAAAUAGGACAGACUGUAAAAUGGCCUUUAGAACAAAUACUAUUUUACAGCUCAUAGGACACUUUGAGCAUUUGAAAAAAAAUCUGAUGAUGAUGGUUUUUGUCCUGAGAUUUUCUUUGUUGGAGUUUCUUGUACUUAGCAACUAAUUUCUUGAAGGUAAGUGCAUAGCAGAGGAUAUGUAAACAGUACUUUUAAGGAGAAAGAUCUGUUUUCUAUAUUCCUAACAGGAAGUAUUACUUGUAAGGCUUGACUGGCUUUCCUCCACAUGUGUUGAAGCUUGCUAUUGAAGUUGGUUAGAGAUCUUUUCCUGAAUAAGGUUUCUUCUUAAACUUAUAAUUGCAUGUCAGAUUAAUUAAGACUAUUUUCUCUAUUUGGUUAAGAUGCCACAGUCAGGGUAAAGUAGGAGGUAGGGUGGACAAGGAAUGACAGUUGGACAGCUAAGUGAACAAUUUUCUUUUGUGAUGUUGAGAAACAACUUCAUUGCUGAAUUUCACUGGUUCUGUCAAUUGUGUAAGUUAAAUGUUUAGUGAUUUUCUCAAAUGAAAAUAGACUGUACUCUUGUUCAGUAUAAAAUCAUUUCGUUUUGUGGUCACAAGAGAAAAACAUGAUUUUUCCCUCCUACCCUCUCUGCUUUCUGUUGUUUCACUUUUCCUUAUUCACAUUGCUUCCCAAAAUAGGACAGUCUCAGAAAGCAGACUACAUGGUGGUUAGGAAUUUUCCUUAUGCUAAUAGGACAGGCAAUCCACACAGUCUACAUAUACAAGGCAAAGCUCAAGUCUUGUAAACCUGGGCUGCUGCCUCAGUACUUGGAUGAACCUCUUAAGAUAAUACUUUUCCUGAUCAUGGUAGAACUGGAUGUAUCCUGUAGCUUAUGAUAGGAUUUGAACUUGAAAUUCCUCUUGUUACUGAUUUUGCUGAACCAGCUACAAUAAUGAAUGUACAUAUUAAGACUUUGUAGCUGAUAUGCAAAUCAAAAUCAGAUUGCCAACUUCUUGACUUUUAGUUUUAGACAUGGUUUUAUCCAGAAGUUGUGAGCAAUAGAUGUAGCAUGCUGUGAACGUCUAUUAUCUUAUAUUCUUUAAUUCAUCAGUAUUAAUACAAAUUAUCUUUUGUGUUCCUUGGUACUUUUUAUCCAACGUAAUCAGAAGCUGUGAUGUUUUGCCUUUGUAGUCUUGUGCUUUGUUACUGUAAUGUUUAAAUUUGUUUUAUGAAGCACGUGACUUUGGGCUAAUGUGAGGCAGAUGGUGUGAUCUUUAAGACUGCCAUAUCAUACUACAUAAGAUUUCAAAUUAGAAAAAGCUUUUAACAAAUAAACCAUUGAUGCAAUUUAGGGUUCACACAUACAAUGUCAAACAUCAGUCUUAUAUAAAGUUUUAAUUCCAAAAAGUAGCAAACUUGAUAGUCACUUUCAAGUUGUCCUUGGUAAAAGUAAGCCCUGUUAUACAUAAGGUCUAAUGUAGUAGUUAAUGAUAUGCUUUUACAAAACCUAUGCCCAUUACAUGAGUCAGCAGUUAAGACAUUUUCUUAGGGGAACCAUGAGAGCUUUUUUUGCAUUAACUAGUUGUUUUUUUUCCUUAUGUUGCUGUUUUUGUAACUGACUGUAAACUGAUAUGAACAGAUCAGUUGGAGUAUAAUAGUCUAGUGCUUUUAGUCUGAAUUUCUUGGGGGAGAAUAGUAAUAUUAUUUGACCAGAUGCAGAAGGAACUGUUAGUGAGAGUCGAGACAAACAACAUUUUAAAUAAAGGAAUUGUGUAUUAACAUGUUAACAACAAUUCAUAAAACUGCACUUUUUAUGACAUUUUGAAAUUCUAUUUAUAGGUACGGAACAAUGGGGUUUGUUAAACUGUAUCACAUUUAUACUUGCUGAAAUUUCUUUCAUUGUUAUUAGUAGGAAUUUUAUUGGUUCAAUAAAAUUGGCAAAACCAA
Sarcophilus harrisii (Tasmanian devil) is the source of this 9568-nucleotide messenger RNA. It is a transcript of the gene SESN3, whose product is annotated as sestrin 3. The transcript is spliced from 10 exons. The record is from RefSeq and is a predicted model, not a curated record. Bases 313 to 1770 code for a protein of 485 amino acids. Gene Ontology annotation, biological process: cellular response to leucine starvation; regulation of response to reactive oxygen species; cellular response to L-leucine. Gene Ontology annotation, cellular component: nucleus. Gene Ontology annotation, molecular function: L-leucine binding; oxidoreductase activity, acting on peroxide as acceptor. NCBI's taxonomy places the organism in Eukaryota, Metazoa, Chordata, Mammalia, Dasyuromorphia, Dasyuridae.